Messenger RNA from Trametes versicolor FP-101664 SS1, 429 nucleotides. Its product is annotated as ribosomal protein L28e. Gene Ontology annotation, molecular function: structural constituent of ribosome. Gene Ontology annotation, biological process: translation. Bases 1 to 429 code for a protein of 142 amino acids. The transcript has 5 exons. Lineage: Eukaryota; Fungi; Basidiomycota; Agaricomycetes; Polyporales; Polyporaceae. The record is from RefSeq and is a predicted model, not a curated record. Gene Ontology annotation, cellular component: ribosome; cytosolic large ribosomal subunit.
AUGUCCUCCGAUCUCCAGUGGCUCCUCCUCCGCAAGUACAACUCCUUCACCGUUAAGCGGGUGGAGGAGGGCCCCAUCUUCUCCAAGGAGCCGGGUAACCUCACCAACAUCCACUCAUGGAAGUACUCCGGUCUCGCUAACGAGAAGACCAUCACGGUCAAGGAGACCGAGACUGGUGUCCAGCUUGCGUACCGCAAGAAGAGCGCGUCUCCUCUUGCCGUCCAUCCCGCUGUCUCCACCAUCUCCAUCCGCCCCCGGUCAGGUCCCCGCCGCGCGGCUGGUGUGACUGCGAAGCUCGCCAAGCGCGGCUACCGCCCGGACCUCCGCGCUGCUGCCAUUGCGCGCGUGUCUGCCCUUCUGGUUGCGAAGAAGGAAAAGAAGGCUGCGCCCCCGAAGAAGACGCGGGGCAAGAAGGCCAAGACUGCGUAG